Ilex paraguariensis (yerba mate) is the source of this 579-nucleotide messenger RNA. Lineage: Eukaryota; Viridiplantae; Streptophyta; Magnoliopsida; Aquifoliales; Aquifoliaceae. The record is from the annotation of a GenBank genome assembly.
AUGGAAUGCAGUGGCGACACAACCACCACCAGGUCCACCACUCCAUCGUCAUCAUCUCUUCCUCAAUCUCCCCCAAGUUUUCCUCCCUCUGCUCCACCACCAGUCAUUCUAAGCCCUUGUGCUGCAUGCAAAAUCCUCCGUCGCCGAUGUGCCGAGAAAUGCGUGUUGGCACCGUACUUUCCACCAACUGAGCCGCUCAAGUUCACCGUUGCCCACAGAAUUUUUGGAGCUAGCAACAUCACCAAGUUGUUGCUGGAACUUCCCGAGUUUCAAAGAGCUGAUGCAGUGAGCAGCAUAAUUUACGAAGCAAACGCCAGGAUUCGAGAUCCAGUUUAUGGUUCCACUGGAGCAAUUUAUCAGCUUCAAAAGCAAGUUAGUGAGCUACAAGCAGAAUUGGCCAAGACACAAGUGGAGCUCUUCAACAUGCAACGCCAGCAAGCCAAUUUGCUAUCCUCAGUUUGCCUAGAAAUGUCACAACAUCAAGAAAACAUGUUACAAACACCUUAUGAAAUUUCCAACUACUUCAAUGAUGAUGGCUAUCUAUGCAACACUACAUCUUGGGAACCCCUUUGGACAUGA